This is a messenger RNA of Anoplopoma fimbria (sablefish), 4019 nucleotides long. RefSeq names its product glycerophosphodiester phosphodiesterase 1 (gene gde1). NCBI's taxonomy places the organism in Eukaryota, Metazoa, Chordata, Actinopteri, Perciformes, Anoplopomatidae. Bases 205 to 1209 code for a protein of 334 amino acids. Gene Ontology annotation, molecular function: phosphoric diester hydrolase activity. The transcript is spliced from 6 exons. Gene Ontology annotation, biological process: lipid metabolic process. The record is from RefSeq and is a predicted model, not a curated record.
AAUGUAUGCUUUUAAUACGAUCACACCUGAAGCCAAAUGUUUUAGUCAAAGCAACUGAUCUUGCGAAAGAGACACGUGACUCCUCGCGUCAGAGUCACGUGAGGAACAGAGACACGUGGUGUCCCUGACAGACCAGCUGCAGGGUUUCUCCCGGUGUUUUUUAUUGAUAUGUUGGGCUAAAUAACGUGUUCACGGGGGACAACGAUGCUGCAGCUCGGGGAUGACGUCACCCUGUACUCGGUGGUCUUCGUGCUGGUCCUGCUGGGGACCCGUAGCCCGGUGUGGACGGUCGCCCUCACCGCCUCGCUCUACGUCUCUCUGGCCGUGUUCCGGUUCCCACAGGUGCCACCCAGCCGGGCCCGGAAGGUGCUGCACCCGGACACGGGCACGGUGGGCUCCGGCAAUGUGUCGGUGGUCGCUCACCGGUGCGGUGGGCACGACGCACCGGAGAACACGGUCGUUGCCAUCAGGGAGUCCAGUAAGAAUGGGGCGACAGGCGUGGAGUUGGACCUGGAGUUCUCAGCAGACGGUGUCCCGAUACUGAUGCAUGAUGAGACUGUGGACCGGACCACCAACGGGUCGGGACCACUCAGCCAGAUGAGACAGUCUGAUUUGGGUAAACUGGACGCAGCUGCUAAACAUCGACUCAGGGACAAGUUUGCUGGAGAGAAGAUCCCAACUCUGGAUGAGGCGGUGGAGGAAUGCAUCAAACUGAAACUCACCAUCUACUUUGAUGUCAAAGGUCAUCCAGAUGAGGCAGCUGCAGCCCUAAAAGAACUGUAUAAAAAACAUCCAGUCCUCUACAACACCAGCAUUGUCUGCUCCUUUGAGCCAAAAGUCAUCUACAGGAUGAGGCAGAGCGACCCCGAAGUGGUCACAGCAUUGACCCAUCGGCCCUGGAGCCUGAGUCGGUUGGGAGAUGGUAUCCCACGUUUCUCGUCGCUAUGGAAACACAAUUGGAUGACACUAAUGGACAUCGCGUUGGACUGGGCGCACCAUCACGUGCUGUGGAGGCUCUGUGGCAUCUCAGCCUUCCUGAUACAGAAAAACUUUGUCUCAACUGACUAUGUUCAGUACUGGGCCCACAGGGGGGUUGAAGUCGUAGCCUGGACAGUCAACACAAAAGUGGAGAAAGAUUACUACCAGGAGUUGCUGCAAGUCAACUACAUCACAGACAGCCUUGUGGAAGACUGUGAACCCCAUUACUGAAAAAAAAACAUGAACCAGAGCAUGAUGUGACAGCAGCAUAGUCAUUGAAAAAAAAAUCAAGUACAUAUGAAAGGACAUUUCACUGUCUACCUGUCACCCAUAAUGUGGCAUCAGGUAAGAGAACAUAUGUCACACUCAUUCUCACGCACACGGUCUUAAUGGUGAGUGUGUGUAUGUUUGUUUGAGGCAAUCAAACUGUCCAGACUAAGUGUCCUGCUCUAUAACAAGAGGCAUUACUUGCAUUUAUAGACCUCUUGGCAAUAAGUAUCUGUAACGAACCUUAAUCAAGCGUACUGUAUUCACCAACUCAGGACUGCAUUUGUGUCUGUCUUUCAAGACCUGAAGUAUAGUCUGCUCUUUUUACUCCGUAACGUCCAUGAAUCUGGUGUAAACUACCAAGAAAUAAUUUCACUUCUUAAAUCACUUAGUAAUAAAAAAGUAGUAUAAAUGAUCACUUCAUAUCUUUGACAAAUGUGCAUAUAUCGAACUGAAAUACAGAAUAGAAUGAGAUUGGCAUUAGAAUAAUGAGUUUUUGACCUUGCAUCACUUUUUGCACUAUUUGUUCUUGUUCUUUAGGUUCUGAUGUUUUCAAUGGACACACAAAGUACAGUCCACUACAGGUUUAUAUUGUGCAUGCAUUAUAAAAUAAAGUGUUAUCAUUAUACAUUUUAAAAUGAACAUUGUUCCUCGGAAAUUCUGUAAACUUUGUCUUUCUUACAGCAGAAUUAUAACUGCAGGAUAUGCACAGGUGUAACUUACACUAACAAUAUCUAGGUGUGUAAGUAAGUUGUGCUAGUGAGCAACUUCAGGGCCCUAGAAUUGGGAAAACCUAAAUGGAAUGCAGCAAUUAUUAAUGUUAAUCACAACUGUGUUUGACAAGUUGAAAGAAGUCUAGAAAAAUACAUGUGACGCUUACAUUUUCAGCCAUAAAUGCUUUAAAAUCUUAACAAAUGCUCUAGAAAAGAGCAGGAGGAGUUUAACCGCUGCUAAAUAUAUGAUCUGAUACAAUACAAAGUGACCAUAGUUUGGCCUCUGCUGUUAGUGCUAAGCCUGUGUAGUGUGGGUUGUUGAUGAUUAGCCUCUUGGUGUGGAGUCUCAGGUGAUUGACCCAGAUAGUAGAGAUGAAUGGGAGAUGUAGUGUUGGAUAUCACCCUGGAUAAGCCUGUCUGAGCCGCUUUUUGUCUCGGCUGAUCUUCAGUUACUAAACCCAGACUGUCAGCUCACACUGUGUGGAGUCGCUCAGAUGAUCUUCACCUGAACGACAGAAGUUACCUGUGAUGACUCUUAUUUCUUAGAUAUAUGUCAAAUAUAUAAUAUUUAACAGGGAAACUACAAGGGUAUGCAGCAAUAUACGCCAUUAAAUCAAUGCUACAGUGGAUGGCUAAAAACUGGAGAUAAGGGUGGCUGUGGCACAUGAGGUAGAGCGCUUGUCCCGUAAUCACAAGGUUGGUGGUUCAAACCCCUCUACCGGCAACAUGCCGAGGUGUCCUUGAGCAAGACACCUAACCCCAAGUUGCUCCCCGGGCGCUUCAUUGCAGCCCACUGCUCCUCAGGGAUGGGUUAAAUGCAGAGAAUUGUAAUUUCCCCAUUGUGGGACUAAUAAAGGAUUGAUUAUUAUUAUUAUUAUUAUUAUAAGUGUAUUACACCAAGCCCCAUGCAUAUCAGUCCUUACAAUAUGAGUUAAAUGGAACAUUUUCUACAGGCUCUGUUAGUUAAUAUUGAAUAACUAAUAUCUGCAAACCGCAGUAAAGGGAUAGUUUAUUUCAUUCUGUCCAUCUCACGUCUAUAGGUGAAAGGUAAUCUCUAGGGGCGGGGGGCGUGCAGUGACGUCACUGAGGGGGGGUUGCCCCGCUCCGUAAAGCAGUCCGACCAGAGACACAAACAACGACGAGAGCGGAAAUGAAGAGACUCUAUCUUCAAAGUAAAACCAACAAACAUGAGGAGAUUUUUCAGCCACUUUAACAACUUGGUGAACUACUGUCGUUUUACAUGGUGAAAUAAAAACUGCACCUUUUUAAAUAAUUACAUUUGAUGCAAUUUUUUUUUUUUAUAGACAAUGGUCAUACUGCAUGUUUAGCCACAAACACAAUAAGAAUAUACUAUAUCCUUUCACUCAUUAGUCGUAUCUUGCGGUAUUUUAACCAUACAGAUAGCAUUGGUUUUAUUUAUUCUAGGUUUUGGAACACACCUUAAUAACGUAAAGGUUAAUGGCAUGUUUUAGAGAAGCUAAAAUCAUUGGUACAUUGGUGGAUCUAGUUAAACUCAUGGAUCUAUUUUGUACGUAUGGUCUGCCAGAUAAAUAAAACACACCAUUUUCAUAGUGAGCAGUAAGGAAUCACAUUUACCUAUCUUACUCCCUAUGUGUUUAAAAGAAAACCCAAUCCUUCCAAGUUUAUGUGCACUGUUGCAUUUACAGGAUGUCAAAUAGCACAUUAAUUCAACAUACAUUACUAUGUGUUACAUUACAACCUUUGUGAGCAUUUUUUAGUCUAUCAAUACUGAAUAUCAAAAGGCCUCUAAAGACUGGACGUAUUAAAUUAACUAUUUAUAUUUUAAGUGGUGCUUGGUGGUUUGAUGUAGCAUUUGUAAUCAAACACCUCUAGUAAAACUGGCAUCACAAUAUGAAUAUCAAAAUCAAACCCGACUUAUUCUCACAUGCACAUAAAUGCACACAUAUGAACUUACACACACACACUCAUGCUCAUUCACAUCUUGACUCAUUGCAUUUUUUUCUGUUUUCUUGUUGUUUAUAAUGUAUUAGUAUUAUAAAUCAUAUCUUGUAAAAAUGCUUUUUCAACAAUAUUUCAUAC